This is a messenger RNA of Stegodyphus dumicola, 3188 nucleotides long. RefSeq lists its product as uncharacterized. Gene Ontology annotation, biological process: U5 snRNA 3'-end processing; rRNA catabolic process; nuclear polyadenylation-dependent rRNA catabolic process. NCBI's taxonomy places the organism in Eukaryota, Metazoa, Arthropoda, Arachnida, Araneae, Eresidae. Gene Ontology annotation, cellular component: nuclear exosome (RNase complex); cytoplasmic exosome (RNase complex). The record is from RefSeq and is a predicted model, not a curated record. Gene Ontology annotation, molecular function: mRNA 3'-UTR AU-rich region binding.
CAAAGAAAAUUGACAAAAAUCCAAUUCUUACUCUUGUAAAAAAUGCAAAACAAAUAAGUGGGCGAUUCUGCACUUUACCGCACAAGGAAAAGAGCAAUCUGCGAACGAUUACUCAUAUUAUUCGAAAAAUAGAAAACUUUACAAUGGGUAAAGACAAUAGGCGCAUCGCAGCCCCUGAUAACUGUAUGUCACCUAAUGCAUUCAAAAAGUUAAUAAACAUUUCAAACUUGGUAAAUGAAAAAGGACUGCGACAAGAUGAAAGGACCCCUGAUGAGUUGAGAUCUAUGUCACUGAGUAUUGGAAUAACACCAGAAGUCACUGGCUCUGCUUACUUAGAAUGUGGGAACACAAAAAUUAUAUGUUCUGUAAAUGGUCCACGAGAUGCCUUGCAUAAAAGUGAUUCUUCAACAAAGGGUCAGUUGUAUUGUGAAUUCAAAUAUGCAUCAUUUUCCUGCACAGAGAGACAAUCUUAUCAACCAACUGAAGAAGAGCUGGGGAUAUCAAAAUCUAUACAAAAUGCUUUAGAACCUGUAGUAAUGUUGCACAAAUUUCCAAAAGCUCGAUUGGAUAUUUGUAUUUUGGUUUUGGAAAAUGAUGGUGGUGCAAUAAGUGCUUCAAUAACUUGUGCUGGAGCUGCAUUAUCAAAUGCUGGCGUGGAAAUGUAUGACUUUCCAAUUGGCUGUAGUUUAAUACAGUGUGGUUCUCGUGUACUAUUAGAUCCAACUGCAGAAGAAGAGCGUUACAGCAAGUUAAGAGAAGAUUUUGGUAAAAUUACCAUUGCCAUGAUGGCAGCCUAUAAUAGCCAGGUGAUUUAUAUGGAAAGUUAUGGAAAUGUGAAGAAUGAACUAAUGCAUAAGGGUUUGAAAAUUUUACAGACUUCUUGCGAGAACAUUUUAAUAGAUGUCCGUGAAUGUGUAAAACAACAUCUGUUAAACAAAGAAUCUGUAGAUAACAUAACAGCUGAUGAAUUGAAACUUUUCCAACCUCAGAAGUAUAUCACUACUUUUCUGGAAAAUAAUAUACGUCCAGAUGGGAGAAAACUGAUAGAAUUUCGACCUGUUCUUAUAGAUGUUGGUUCUUUUGCAACAGCUAAUGGUUCAGCGCUUGUUCGAUUGAGUGGGACUUCAGUGUUAUGUGGAGUGAAAGUGGAAUUAACUAAUCCUACAAAUAAUGAACCAAAUAAAGGAUUUUUUGUGCCCAAUGUUACAUUAACUUCCAUAUGCUCUAAUCGGUUUACACCCGGGCCACCAUCAGAACAAGCCCAGGUUUAUACUCAAUUGAUUAUGGAUUUAUGGAAAAAUUCAGAUUUUUUGUCACCUGAAAAAUUGUGCAUUCUUGAAGAUAAACUUGCCUGGUGUAUUUUUGCUGAAAUGAUUUGUUUAAGUUAUGAUGGCAACAUAUUAGAUGCUUGUGUUUUAGCAUUGAUAGCUGCACUGAAAAACACAAGGUUGCCUGAAGUUGUGAUAAAUCCUGAUGAUAAUAGUAUUGAAGUAACUAAUAAUACUGUUGCUUUAGAUCUAAGUAGCUAUGUAUUUUCUGUAACUUAUGCUGUUAUCAAAGACAAUGUGAUUGCUGAUCCUUCUUUAGAAGAAGAAACAUUUGAAGAUACUUCAGUAACAAUAUUCUUAAAGGAAGAUAAUACAACUUGUAUCCAUUCUUCCGGAUUUGUGCAAGAUGACUCAUUAAUGCAUUGCAUUAAGUGUGCUAAAGACAGACACUCUGAAAUGAAGUCUUUAAUUGAUGCACUAAAUUAAUUUGUAUAUUUGCUUUUUAAAAUAUAAGUAUUGAGGAAUAAAAUAAAAAUACUCAUUUCUUUUGUAAUUUUCUUACACUAUUGGAAAGAUAGAAAUUUACAAAGCAAUUAUCUGUAAAUUUAUUACUGAUACUACACCCAUUUUGAUAUUUUUUUGAAAUAAUAUACCCAACAUGUAUAAUUAUGCUUAAUAAACUGCAUAGGCAUCUUAUGCCAUGAAUAUACAUUUAAGUAUGCAUUUGUAGUAUUUAAUUUCCUAAAUAAUAUGUUAAAUAAUCUUUAUAUAAAUUGAGUUUGGGGUGGCUAGAAAUUUUGAAGGAUGUCUAAUUUUGAAGCUUAACCUUUUAUAUUUUGAUUAUUUUUAAUGUGGUGAAUGUCCACUAAAAGAUCUUGUGUAUCUCUUAGAGAUGUUCAUAUCCUCAUUAGCCUUGUUUUAGGAACCAUUCUGUAAUGUCAGUUUUGUACAAACUGUCUCCCAUGAGCAUUACUUACAGUCAGUCAUAAGUGGAUACUUUCACUGUUGUGACAAAAAACUGUAGUAUCCAUUAUCAAAUUUCAUUAAAUUUGGUCAGAUAUUUUUUAGGAAUGUAAAAAAGAAAGUAUUUGCUCUCAUAAUUUAACACCAGUGUAUUUAUGACUUCUCUAUAUAUAUAUAUUAAUUUAUUGCUGAAAAUAAGAAUUGGCGGAAAUUUAAAGUAGCUGAAACCUUAGAAAAAUGCUAGGAGUAUAAAUUCUGAUAGUCAACUUUGAAAGCAAUUGAAGUUUUGAUGCAGUGAAUGUAUAAGCAUUUCUUGGGAAUACUUAUUGAUUAACUGAACGGUUUGCAUGGGAAACUAAAAUUCAUAAAAUGUGCUGUUUAAGUUUAAAUUGAGAUGAAGAAUUUUCAUACAUAUUGUAUACAGUGAAGAGCAGAGUAUUGUAGCAGACCACACAGAAAUAAGAAAUUUGUGCAUGUGAUCUCCUUACAAGUCACAAUCUUGGAGCUGUUACGAGUUGCAAGAUGGCAUGCUGUGACAUUGCAGGAACAAUAGCUUGCUCAGCAAUACCACCACUUGACAUGACAAUUUCACGACCAGCGUCAAGAGACUUUAUCAAUCUGCAUUAUUUCUGUCAUCAACGUUUCGUAAUUUCUUGAAGCUGUCGAACCAGUGAUCCUGUAGCUCUUCUGAUAUUGUCUCUGACUGUAACAAAUCAGAUGACAUUAAAACACAACCAAAAAAUAAAAAAGCCAUGACUAAUUCAGUCUACAGAAUGUUCCAGAUAAAGCAAGUACUCCAAUGCUGUGAUGCUCAACUAGAAAGCUGGUAGUAUCUUCAUCACAUGACAAGGACAAUAAUCUUAUCUGUAAAUAACCAUUUCUAUGCAUUCAGUAUUGAUUGUCAGUUGUUGUUAUUGUACUGUUUGUAGAGCUUCUCAUAAAUUUAUAAAAAAUGUG